This is a messenger RNA of Lolium perenne, 1128 nucleotides long. RefSeq lists its product as uncharacterized. The record is from RefSeq and is a predicted model, not a curated record. Lineage: Eukaryota; Viridiplantae; Streptophyta; Magnoliopsida; Poales; Poaceae.
AAGUGGUCGAGCGAUGAUGCCGUAGUUGCGGACAAAUUUCUUUCCUUAAGCCCGCCUGCUGCUGAUUUCCGGGGAUUUCAGAACCUCACUAAGCUUUGCCUGCAAGAUGUUAAUAUUACCAAUGAAGAUCUUCAGCGUUUGCUGUCUGAAGGCAAUCAUCUAGAGUGCUUACGUAUUGCCUGCUGUAAGAUGAUAUCUACUUUAAGGAUUCCGAAUUAUCUGAACCGCCUUAAGUUCUUGCUUAUUCUGAGUUGCCCGUUACUUCGAGACAUAACAAUAGAUUGUGGCGUGCCAGCACUGCACUAUAUGGGCUCAUUGGUACCACUGGAACUUGCUGCACCUUUCAAGCUAAGAAAUCUCUGGAUUGAUUUAUCGACUCGCCAUUCUGCUUUAGAAUUCAUCUCCAGUGAACUUCCCACAACAAUCCCUCAUCUCGAGUCACUCACGUUACAUUGCAGUCAAUUUGAGAGGGCUGAUGUGGUGAGCAGGCUUCGCAGUUUUUGUUCUCUGCGUCAUUUGAUAUUAUACUUGACUAUUUUUGACCUGCCACGACACACAAUUGAUAUCCUCGACCUUGGUUAUCUCCUAGAGGCUGCUCCGUCCAUGGAAAAGCUAGAGUUGCAUAUGGUAAUGUACUGUUUACACAAGCGGUAUUCUCAUGAAGAUGGCGAAUUGAGGAGUCUUCCUUCAUGCCCUCACUCACAUCUCAGUUUGGUAAAUAUAACUGGAUUUAUCGGUGAGAAAGAUCAACUAGAGCUGGCACUUCAUAUUCUCCAUAAUGCUAUGGUCCUCAAAGCAUUGAGGAUUCAUCCAAGGACGAGAACGGUUAGAUCUAUACCAGCGCAUGUUAGGUCGGAAUACCGUAUCGCCAAUGGUUACAGUGCUGCACUGGAAUUUCUUGCCAAAAGUGACCACGGUAAUGUGGUGGAAGUAGUUGGAGAUUUCCAUUUGCCUUCAUAAACCUCUUGCUUAGGGUUGUUUUGAGUGAUUUUCUUAAGUAAGUUGGUAUUGUAGCCAGGGUUCCUAUGAUCCUACGCCCUGUGGUGAAAAGGCCUGGUACCGGGGAUGUAAUUGAAUUCGAGUGAUUUGGUGAAACCGUACUAAAUCUCUAUAUUUUUUCUUCCAAAA